GGCGCGGCAGCGGCGGCCGCUCCGCGGCCCGGAGCGGCAACGGGAGUGCCACGAACUGCCCGGGAACACGCGCGGCAACAACGGGGUUAAAGGGGCGGGGUCUGGGGCCGCGCCUCACGUUAAGAUGGCGGCGCCCGGCUCGGCGGCGGGGUUCCCGGAUGAGGCGGGGCGCCGCGAUUGGCCGCCGGGCCUGACCACGCCCCUUUCUUUGUACGGUGUCAUGGCGGCGCCCGCUCGGCCGGGCCGGCGCGGGGCGGCACUUCCGGUCCUGCGCAGUGCGCGGCCGCGGCCGCUCGGUGGCAGCGGCGCCGGAGGAGCCGCGCGGGCCCGGCUCUGACCACGCCCCCUCCCCUCUCGCCAUGGCCACGUCCCCUCAGCCAAUCAUCGUCCUGGACGACGAGGACGAGGAGGAGCGAGGCCCCCCCCCCUCGCCGCCAGGCCCCUCCCCCUCGCCAAGCCCCGCCCCCAGCCCCGCCCCUCCCCCAGCCCCCACCAUGGCCACGCCCCCGCCGAACGGGGCCGGGGGGGGGAGGGGCGGGGCCUUCUGGGAGGAGAACGAGCGGCUCUUCCGGGAGUUCCUGUCGGUGUGCGCGCCGCUGACGCAGGAGCACCCCGAGGUGCUGCCCUUCCUGAGCUCGCGCCACCUGCGCGCCCACCCCGACUUCCGGGGCUCGGCCGAGUUCCGGAACAUUCUGGGGCGGCUGCUGCGGCGCGUGCGGGGCCGGCGCCGCAAGGUCUACGUCUACAUCAACGAGCUGUGCACCGUGCUCAAGGCGCGCGCGCUGCGGCGCCGCCUGCCCCUGCGCGCCCUGCCCGCGCCCCCGAGCCCCGACGGAACCUUCCGGAACCCCGACGGAACCUUCCGGAAUCCUGAUGGAACCUUCCGGAACCCUGAUGGAACCUUCCGGAACCCUGAUGGAACCUUCCGGAAUCCUGAUGGAACCUUCCAGAAUCCUGAUGGAACCUUCCGGAGUCCCGAUGGAACCUUCCAGAGUCCCGAUGGAACCUUCCAGAAUCCUCCCAGUGCCUCCCAGUGCCCUCCCGGCUCGUCCCAGUGCCCGACCAGUUCAUCCCAGUGUCCCGACGGAGCUGAGCCGUCCCAGUGUGCCGCCACCAGUUCAUCCCAGUGUCCCACUGAUCCAUCCCAGUGUCCCCAGGGCUCCUCUGGCGAUCCCGGUGCUCCAUCCCAGUAUCCCAAUGGUCCGUCCUGGUGCUCCGACGCCUCCUCGCAGCAUCCCGGCGGUUCAUCCGCCAAUCCCAGUGCCUCGUCCCAGUAUCCCAGCAGCUCAUCCCAGUGCCCCAGCAACUCAUCCCAGUGUCCUGGUACCCCAUCCCAGCAUCCCAGUGCUCCAUCCAGCAAUCCCAGCGCUCCAUCCCAGCAUCCCAAUGCUCCAUCCCAGUGUCCCAGUGCCCCAUCCCAGCAUCCCAAUGCUCCAUCUCAGUGUCCCAGUGCUCCAUCCCAAUAUCCCAAUGCUCCAUCCCAAUAUCCCAAUGCUCCAUCCCAGUAUCCCAGCGCCCCAUCCCAGCAUCCCAGCACCCCAUCCCAGUAUCCCAGCGCCCCAUCCCAGUAUCCCGGCGCCCCAUCCCAGUAUCCCGGUGCUCCAUCCCAGUAUCCCAGCACCCCAUCCCAGUAUCCCGGCGCCCCAUCCCAGCAUCCCAGCGCCCCAUCCCAGUAUCCCGGCGCCCAGCCGCAGCCCCCGGAGGCCUCGGGCCGGCGCGCGGGCGGCUCCCGGCGGCAGAUCCGGCACCUGGAGCACCUGCUGCGCGUCUACGCCAGCGAGAUCCGGCGGCUGCAGGAGCGCGAGCUGGACCUGGCCGAGCUGGACAGCGCCGACUCGCCGUACCUGCAGGAGAACCGCCUCAAGCGCCGCAUGAUGCGCAUCUUCCGCCGCCUCUGCCAGCUCAAGGACUGCAGCAGCCUGACGGGGCGCGUGCUGGAGCAGCGCAUCCGCUUCCGCGGCACGCGCUACCCCGAGGUGAACCGCAGCAUCGAGCGCUUCAUCAACCGGCCCGACGCCUUCCCCGACUACUCGGACAUCCUGCGCGAGAUCCGCGGCGCCAGCGCGCGGCACCGCCUGGGGCUGGGCCGGCGCCAGAUGGAGAGCAUGGCGCAGGAGGCGUUCCGCGAGGUGGGCAACCGGCUGCAGGAGCGGCGCCACCUCGACCUGGUCUACAACUUCGGGAGUCACCUCACCGACGAGUACCGGCCGGGCACGGACCCGGCGCUGUCGGACCCCGAGCUGGCGCAGCGGCUGCGGCGGAACCGGCGCCUGGCCCUGGCCCGGCUGGACGACGUCAUCGCGCGCUUCGCCCAGCGCCAGGAGCGGCACCGCGAGAGAGGGACGGCGCCGCGGCCCGGAACGGGCACAGGGAAACAGG
Messenger RNA from Zonotrichia leucophrys gambelii, 2379 nucleotides. Its product is annotated as death domain-associated protein 6-like. Lineage: Eukaryota; Metazoa; Chordata; Aves; Passeriformes; Passerellidae. Gene Ontology annotation, molecular function: transcription coactivator activity; transcription corepressor activity; nuclear androgen receptor binding. The record is from RefSeq and is a predicted model, not a curated record. Gene Ontology annotation, biological process: negative regulation of DNA-templated transcription; regulation of apoptotic process; nucleosome assembly. Gene Ontology annotation, cellular component: PML body; nucleus. The transcript has 4 exons. The annotation marks the transcript as partial.